GAGAAUUGAAUGCGCUCAUUCUUGAUACAUAUCGCUCCCUGCUGGAAGAGCUGGCCUUUUUCUGUUCCGAUCCGGCGAUAGGCGCAUUAUACUACUUAGUGCUAAUAUACCAAGCAUCCAGCUAGCGUCCUACCAUCUAUUCUAUCAUUGUUGUACUAUAUACGGAGUCAAUUGACUUGCCUCUGAGGCCUCCAACACACAUCCAUCAUGAAGACACUAAGGAGUCACAAAUCGUUCAUAAUGCGAUACUUUCCAAACUACAAACCGUCCCAUGUCGCCUCCCGGUACUUAAACGCAGAUGUCCACCCUCUCCAGCCUAAAAUCACACACAUGUAUGCCACCCGCGACAAAAGCACACUCUGGUGGAUGGUAAAUCCAUCGCAUCUGAUGUCCGUGAGGAUGAAGCGUGUGGUUCGGUCGUGGUGUAGCCGACGAGCCCGGAUGGCAUUCCGGCUAGCGUUGAAAGACCAUGGGUUUGAUGCGGACGGUCGAAAAGCAGGGCAGGAACUGCUAGGUGACUCUAAUGGGAAAGGGGGGAAUGGAAAGAAUCUGAAGGGGCGUGUUGACCUAUUGCUUCAUGCGGAUAUUUUGCGGGAGCCUUUCGAGGUAUUGCGAAAGGAGAUGGAUGCUGGAGUGAGUGCUUUGGUAAAUCAUUUGAAGACGACAAAAGAUGUGGCUCCUAAGCCGGCGAAAAAGCAAAAGAAGGCAGUGGAUGCUCCUGAUGACAAAGGGAAUGAGACAUCGUUAUAACCUUGGCCAGCAUUUCCUUCAUACUAGUAGGGUGGUUCUGGACACCGGUUCGGGUCCGUCAUUGUAUAUAUGUACAACAUCAGUGGAUGAGCAGACGGGAAAUAUACUUAGCCCCCUUGCGAUGUGCCACGCAAG
Messenger RNA from Aspergillus neoniger CBS 115656, 885 nucleotides. RefSeq lists its product as uncharacterized. The transcript has 2 exons. NCBI's taxonomy places the organism in Eukaryota, Fungi, Ascomycota, Eurotiomycetes, Eurotiales, Aspergillaceae. The record is from RefSeq and is a predicted model, not a curated record. Bases 208 to 750 code for a protein of 180 amino acids.